Lasiodiplodia theobromae is the source of this 615-nucleotide messenger RNA. RefSeq lists its product as uncharacterized. The transcript has 2 exons. NCBI's taxonomy places the organism in Eukaryota, Fungi, Ascomycota, Dothideomycetes, Botryosphaeriales, Botryosphaeriaceae. The coding region runs from base 1 to 615 and encodes 204 amino acids. The record is from RefSeq and is a predicted model, not a curated record.
AUGUCAUUCCAGAAUCCCGCACUCGUCACCCCUUUUCUCACCCGUGAGACCAACACCGGUCACCAGAACGGAAAACCGCAAGGCGAGCAGCCUGGGGUUCGUGUCUGGUAUUGUGGUAACUGUGGCUGGGGUCCCAUGAUGUGUGGCCUUUACUUUGCCUGCAUCGUGUGUCAACACAAACUCGGCUCCGACUGCGAAAUAGACUUCAUCGAAGACAAGGCUGGCGGUACAAAGCUACAAGGCCAGCGAAUUGCGGAGCCUGCCGCUCAACAUGGUGCAAGGCAGCCGGCAAAUCCACCCAAACAACCUACUAGGCAGUCGCAGCAACCUGCAGGAUCGUUGGAAGAGCCCACAAUCCAUCCUGGUAUCCUCCAGGGUGAUGGAAUGAUAACCAUCCCCGGUCAGAGCAAGGACAAGUACACGCUAGACCAAUACAUCAAAAGCCCACUAGGCGUCAUCGACCGGCUGGCCAACGGCCUCCCCAACGACGGGGGCCGAACACUGGAAAUCCAAUUGAGCGAGAUAUGCCAGACGCUUGGGUGCGAAUCAGGAGACGUAUGGGAAUUUUCGCCGCUUGACCAGGGCGAACUGGAAGGCUAUGACUUCGCACAAUGA